AUUAACAGGACCUGUAUAGAUUUUUAAAAUUUCUCAUAGAAAAAACAUUACCAGACUUGAAAGAAGCAACAUGGAGAAAGAUAAUAGACUCAACACAGCAGACAAUUGUUCUAAAACAAAUCAAGCAAAUACUCCAUCUCAAACUACAAUCAACGUGGAAUAUGAGAGGGAUGAAAAAUACAACAGAAUUGCACUGCUGGCCAUAAAAAUCCAGACAUCGGUCUAUUUUGUUUUAAACAAACAUAAAACCAAAGGCAUCCGUGGGCUCAGACUUCUUCUCCUGCUGCUGUACUUCGUCUAUUUUGGAUACGCCAUGUACUUCAAGUUUGAAGACGAGGGCUCGAUACGACUUCUCGUUUGUUCUAUUUUUGGAACAAUCAUUCUUCUUUAUAUCCAACUCAAACAAUUACCUAUAUCCAAGACGGGUGUUUUCACCUGUCUAAAACAGGUCUUCAGAACCAACAAUGCCAGAACCUUAAAAAAGUACAUGAGGAGAUUAUUGAUGGUGUCUGUGUUUGUUUCGCUUUCUGUAUACAUCGUCAUUGAUGUUUUACUGGACUAUCCACAAAACUCAGUGUCUGUUGCUGGCUUGAUUUUAUACAUCAUCAUUUUCUACGUAUUUUCGAAAAGCCCUGCCAAGGUGAAGUGGAGACCAAUUUUCUGGGGCUUUGCCCUGCAGUAUAUAUUUGCCCUCGUCAUACUCAGAACGAAGUGGGGCUACUUAGCAUUCCAAUGGCUAGGUGAUCGGAUCUUAGAAUUUCUAAACUUUUCCAAUGCUGGUGCCAUGUUUGUCUUUGGUGAUCUUUACACCAAUCACCUUUUUGCAUUUAAGGUUUUGCCAGUGGCUGUUUGGUUCUGUUCCGUAAUUUCCGUUCUCUAUUACCUUGGUGUCAUGCAGGUCGUCAUUAAGAGGAUGGGCAUGUUCCUGGCAUUCUGCUUGGGAACCACACCGGCAGAGUCCUUGAAUGCUGCAGCAAAUAUAUUCCUAGGCAUGACUGAUGGCCCACUGAUGCUUCAGCCAUUAUUAGAAGAUAUGACAAGCUCCGAGCUACAUGCUGUGAUGACAGGGGGAUUCGCCACAAUCGCUGGAUCUGUUCUUGGAGCCUACAUUAAUUUUGGUGUGCCUGCAAACCAUCUUAUCACAGCCUCUGUCAUGUCAGCACCAGCUGCUCUGGCCGUCUCUAAACUUGCUUACCCGGAAACGGAAAUGACGAAAACAAACCUUUAUGACUUUGACAAAAUGGGGAAAUCAACGGACAGAAAUAUCAUAGAAGCCAUUUUGUCAGGGGCGUGGAACUCAAUCAAGAUCAUAACUGCUGUUGCUGUAAAUGUAAUGGCAUUUCUGAGUGUUCUUGAAUUUGUAAACAUGACCUUGGAUUGGUUUGGAGAACGUGUUGGAAUUGAAAGUCUGUCUUUUCAGUUGAUCUGUUCCUAUGUGUUCUAUCCGAUCGCUUUCUUUAUGGGGACGGAUAUACCGGACUGUCGUCGUGUGGCGGAACUGAUCGGAAUCAAAACCUUCACCAACGAGUUCGUGGCGUAUGCAGAGCUCUCUCACCUUAUAGCUAACAAAAAGACUUUCAUGUUAUACACAGCACACUGGAAUUCAUCCUCCGCCUGGUUCUAUAAGGGAGAGGAUAUUUUUCUUCCAUAUUCCAAUCAGACAUUAAAAAAUGGAAUAAUAUCGAAUAAAUCUGAGGUAAUAGCUACAUAUGCUUUGUGUGGAUUUUCAAAUUUUGGAUCCAUGGGCAUACUUCUAGGCGCUAUGACAGCUUUGGUUCCUUCAAGACGAGGUGAUAUGUCCAAAAUCAUUCUUAGAGCAAUGAUAGCAGGAAAUGCCGCUUGUUUCCUAACAGGAUGUAUUGCAGGUUUACUUUAUAAAGAUUAUGGAACUGGAGCAACAUAGUUUGAAAGAAGAUUAAG
Molecule: messenger RNA, 1920 nt
Organism: Saccostrea cuccullata (small rock oyster)
Lineage: Eukaryota; Metazoa; Mollusca; Bivalvia; Ostreida; Ostreidae
Product: solute carrier family 28 member 3-like
Exons: 11
Coding region: 71-1903 (610 amino acids)
Biological process (GO): nucleoside transmembrane transport
Cellular component (GO): plasma membrane
Molecular function (GO): nucleoside:sodium symporter activity
Source: RefSeq, a predicted model, not a curated record